CCCUCGUCGCUGCGCCCUUUCCACCAUCUCCGCCGUGACUAGCAUUGCCCGCAGUGUCUGCAUCUCAAACACUGCCUCUGGUACCCAUUAAUCAGCGCCGUAUGAUCCGGUUAGAGAAUUUUGCCCCCCGGCCAGUCAUAAAGGCCGUGACUCCAACCGCGCUACCGUUUCCCACACUUACCCCCACCUAUUAAUCGCCUUUUAUUCCUCCCCUCUCCUCUCGCCUCCCUCCGCCCCUCUGACUGCAAUAACGCUCAAGUCCUCGAAAACAGCGGCAGAUAUGGCGUCGCAAGUGCCUACUCAGGCGAAUAUCCAGUCCACACAUCCUUUUACCUGCAACACAUGUCAGGUCGCUUUCCGGUCCAGCGAGUUGCAGCGGGCACAUAUGCAAACCGACUGGCAUCGCUACAACCUCAAGCGCCGCGUUGCCUCCCUCCCUCCUCUGUCCUCCGAAAUCUUCACCGAGAAGGUCCUCGCCAACAAAGCCAGCGCUGCCGCCACUGCCGCCAAGGCUUCAUUUGAAAAGUCGUGCUCCGCAUGCCAGAAAACAUACUUUAGCGAGAAUGCCUACAACAACCAUCUCAACAGCCAAAAGCACCGUAUGAAUGUGGCAAAAUCCGCAAAGGGUGCGCACUUGGAUGACUCUGCGUCCGUGACCGGUUCCAUGGUCAGCUCUGCCUUUUCUCUCGGAGAGUCAAUGGCCGAGUCCGAGGCUACUAUCAAUGGUGAUGCGGAUACUGAAAUAUCUGAUCUCGCCCAUGUUGUAAAGAAGACUACCCUCAACGGUGAGGCACUCGCGUCAGAAGAUUCUGCCGAAGCCCAAGAUGAUAAGAGCUCAGUCGCUGCCUCUACCAAGCCUGCUACUGAACCUCUACUUGACUGCCUGUUCUGCAACUACAAGUCUCCCAGUUUCCAGCUCAACGUCACGCACAUGAGUCGAUUCCACGGCAUGUUCAUACCCGAGAAGGAAUUCCUUGUCCAACCGGAAGAGCUGAUUAAGUACCUACAUGAGAAGGUGCAUGUCUACCACGAGUGCUUGAAGUGCCACAAGGUACUCCACACUGCUUCUGGCAUCCAAACACACAUGCGCGACCGCGGUCACUGCAUGAUUGCCUUCGAAACUGAAUUAGAGCUUGUUGAGAUUGGCGAGUUCUACGACUUCCGAAGUUCGUACCCAGACGCCGCCGCUUUCAAUGAGAGGGAACAGGAGGCUGAGGAUUCAGACGACUCUUCGUCAACCACAGGAGGUGGAAUCAAGCUUGGAGCGAGACGCGAGACCAAGACAACCACCGAAGAUGAUGCCGCCAUGUCUAGCAAUGCUGAAGAAGACGAGGGCUGGGAAACCGAUAGCACCGUUUCGAGUGUGCCCACCGAUGAAAUCACAGCUGUCCCCAUCGACCGCAGCCACCGCCACAAGUCCCUCAGCAAGUCCAAGCACCAUAGCCAUACCGAUCCGCGUCCGCAUCGCGCAGCAGACGGCUUCCACUCACAUGCCCACCACACCCCUCAGGCUGUCUACUAUGACGACUACGAGCUGCACCUGCCUUCCGGCCGCACCGCUGGCCACCGAUCCCUCAACAAGUACUACCGCCAGAACCUCCGCAACUACCCCGGCGUAGCCGAGCGCAUGGAAGAAGCUCAGCGCCGCGCUAUCCCCGGCGCCCUUCCCGCCCCCGAAGACCAAGACGGCGACACCAACAUGGACGCCGAUCAGCAAGUCCAACUCCGUGGCCGCGGCCACGACGUCAAGCGCCAGCUCAUCUCGUCUCGCAACAACGGGCUGCACGGCAUGACAGGCGUCACGGACGCGAAGAAGAAGGAAGUCGAAGCUGUGGAAAAACGCGACCGUCAGAAGGAGCAGCGCGCAAGGAACAGAUACCAGGCUGGCAAUGAGCGGAGGAAUAACCACCAGAAGCAUUUCCGUGAUCCGCUACUGCAGUAGUUGGCGUCGGUUUCCUUUGAGGGUCUGCGACUUUGGCUUCUUUUCUUUUAUUAUGCGGGUUUGGUCACGAGUUAUGAGCAUGAUUGGCGUUUUUGAUGGACUCUUGAUUUCAGUGUAAAAGCGGGGAGGAAAGAGAACUACAGACUAGCUGGCCGGUUGGGCAGAAGGAAUUAGGCUGGGUGUGUAGCUUGUAUUGCUAGUGCUGUAGAGCAUUUUUGCUCCCCUCCCCCCUUUGGGAGCUUUGAACGUACUGAUGUCACUUUCCAAUGGCACGUAUCUUUCUCACAACUUGUUCUCCAAUCCUGAAAUUGCCAUUAUAGGUCCCAUGCAACGGAUGUAGAUUGUAUCAAGCCACGAGUUUUACUAUGGAGGAUACGAGCAACCUUCACCUUUAUCUGCAAUCUUUGAUGGACAA
This is a messenger RNA of Bipolaris sorokiniana ND90Pr, 2357 nucleotides long. RefSeq lists its product as uncharacterized. The record is from RefSeq and is a predicted model, not a curated record. Gene Ontology annotation, cellular component: preribosome, large subunit precursor. Gene Ontology annotation, biological process: ribosomal large subunit biogenesis. Gene Ontology annotation, molecular function: nucleic acid binding; zinc ion binding. NCBI's taxonomy places the organism in Eukaryota, Fungi, Ascomycota, Dothideomycetes, Pleosporales, Pleosporaceae. Bases 281 to 1942 code for a protein of 553 amino acids. The transcript has a single exon.